AUGGUGUCACUAAAAGGUGGAAAGUUUCGAUGUCUAUCACGAGACGUCGGCCAGGAACGAACAUUACUGUAUCCGCCGCAAACCACGUUGCAACUGUCGAUAUGUUUAAGUUCAGGAGGACCGCUGUUCACACCGAAAAAAGUAUAUCCGUAUCGACGAUUGGGUGUUAAUCUAGGAUUUCAGGUGAACUAUGGGUUACCCUAUCGGUUGAAAGAUUUUUAUAGCUUUCCCACCUGGGCCCGGGCGAUGGCCGGCGUCAUCAAAGGACGUGUUCUGCCGACGGAGGUCAUCAGUGCUAGAGCUGCUCGAAAACGUCGAUCCAAAAGACAUUUGAGCGCCGGAGACGUUUACCAGGCGCUGGAUGAGGGUUUGAAAAUUGCUGGUUACGAUGAAGAUUGUUUGGUGAAAAGUGUUUGCGAAUUGGCUCAUAGUCCUUUUCAUAGUAUAGAGGAAAAUUUAUAUGCAGAAAUAAUUUAUUUCAUUUUGAGCCCCUCCGAACAUAAGUCGUUCGAGCACAACGAACGCACCAUGAGAGUUAAGUAUGAAACUGCGGAACAACUAGGAAAAUCGGGCACAGACUGUCAUUUGCUGUACCCAAAGUGCAGAAAUUCGUUUCUCAAUGAUAUUUCUAUAUAUGUUAAGGAUAUUGAAUCAAACAAAGUACGAUAA
Sabethes cyaneus is the source of this 669-nucleotide messenger RNA. RefSeq lists its product as uncharacterized. The record is from RefSeq and is a predicted model, not a curated record. The transcript is spliced from 3 exons. Lineage: Eukaryota; Metazoa; Arthropoda; Insecta; Diptera; Culicidae. Bases 1 to 669 code for a protein of 222 amino acids.